AUGCAUAAUGUGCAACAUUCUGAAAUGAGAAAUUCCAUAUGUUCAGAAAGUCAAAUGAAAUUAAAUCCUUUGAUCACAAUAAGUCAUGAAUCCAUGACAGGAGUUAAACCGGACUCAUCUACAACAUCAUCAUCGUUAACACCGUCUCAUUGGCAGAAUAAAUAUGAAUGCAAAUCCGUAAAUUAUCAUCGUUUAAUGGGCAGGAAUUCUCAAUCUUCACCAGUCUGUUUGAAUCAAUCAAUCAGUAAUAAUACUGACAAUGUUAGUGACAAUAAAAUUAACGAUAAUAUUAAUGAAAUCAGUAAGGAUGGUGCAAAUGAAAAUUCCAAUGUCAACAAGUUACAUCCAUGCAACAAUUCAACUGAAUUGGACGUCAUGGUUCAAAAUCAAAUUCUUGAUCUGCCAUACUCAGAAAAUCUGACUUUAGAGGAAACAAACCGACGAAUGUCAAUCUAUUCACAAACAUCUUGUUUACAGCAAAUUAAUUCAUUCCAACAUCACAAUAAUACACUUUUAAAUAUUUCUAAAAUUCCGCCAAAUCAAAUAUUUAAUAAUUUAAACAAAUCCCUAUCUCCUGUACAAAGAAAACAAUUUCAUUCAGAUACAGUCAAUGAAUUAAGAGAUGAUAGUGGUCUGGAGAAUGGAAAUAUAAAAGAUAUUACCUAUCCUAAAUAUGGAAGUCAUCAUCUGUCUGCGAUAGAAAAACUACAAGCAAUUACUCAGUCAAGUGUUGCUGCUGCUACUACUGCUACUACUCAUACAAAUAUCAGUAGUACAUAUUCUAAUCUGGAAGAUUUAAACUUAACAUAUGAUGAUGAUAGUACAGGACCAUCUUCAAAUAUUUCGUCGAAUGAAACAAACUCAGAAUAUUUAAAUUAUGAAAAGUGUAAUAAUAUUAUUCAUGACAAUAGUGAAACUACUCCCAAUAGUAAUAUAAGUAAUACUAGUAGCAGUUGUAAUAUUAUGAGUAGUCAUAAUACACCAGAAGGGGGGAAAUUGUCAUCAGGUAACGCGUGUAUGAAACAAAAACGCCAUCGUACUCGAUUUACACCGAAUCAACUGAAUGAGCUGGAAAGGGCAUUUUCAAAAACUCAUUAUCCUGAUAUUUUUAUGCGGGAAGAAUUAGCUCUACGUAUCGGUCUGACAGAAUCACGUGUACAAGUAUGGUUUCAAAAUCGUCGAGCCAAAUGGAAAAAAAGAAAAAAGUCUGGCGCUUCAUUUCGUUUAUCAAUCAACAGUUCGUCUUUUGCAAAAAAUACAGUCUUAACAACAGAUAAUCCCACGAAACUUGCUGUAAAUGAUGAAAGUGCAUAUCGUAAAAUCAAUAAUCUUAAUGCUAAUAUUAAUUCAUAUACACAACAGCUAGAAUUAACACCGCAGACAGACAGUCCAGAUUGUUUAAACUGUCCAAAACUUGAAUCAAACCCUGCAAAUAAUUUAUCUCUACAAAAUGCUACUACUUAUUUCGGUAAUAGUAGUUCAAAUGGAAAUCCAUUGUUAUUUGAACAUUCACAGUUAAGCACUAGAAAAUUGCAAACAAAUUCAUAUCCAUUUUUCUCACAAUUAGAACAUAUUACAAAUAAUGUGAAGACAAAUACUUAUUUUACUGAAUCAAAUCCUUUAAAUCAUUUCGAUCAAAUUUUACAACAACGUUUAGGAUUAUCACAAACGCAUAAUAUAUCCGAAGUAAAUUCUGUGAAUCAGAUUGGCAGCCGAAAUGAUGAUCAACACUUUAAUACAGUUCAAGGUUGGCAUAGGAAAAUUGAUUCCCUACUUACAAGACAACUUAAUUCUAUUCAUGAAAGUUAUCAAGAAAAGAAAACUUCACCGUACGAAUCAAAUUUAAUUUCACCAUCUAAUUUCUCAGAGCAUUUAAAUGAAAUCACUAGCACCGGUAUGCAUUCAGAAGGCGUUCAUCAAAAACUUCAAAAUUCUCCAAACAUACAAACUACAGAUUUAUCUACACGAGGCAUAACAGCAAUACAAUCCAGUCUGUCAACAACAUCAUCUAAUAUGAUGUCAAAUUCAAUGUCAACAGAACGAUUGAAUAAUUUUUUAAAUUCACAAUCAUAUCAAACAAAAACUAACUUUUUGUGA
Messenger RNA from Trichobilharzia szidati, 2097 nucleotides. The record is from the annotation of a GenBank genome assembly. Lineage: Eukaryota; Metazoa; Platyhelminthes; Trematoda; Strigeidida; Schistosomatidae.